This is a messenger RNA of Pedinophyceae sp. YPF-701, 2880 nucleotides long. Lineage: Eukaryota; Viridiplantae; Chlorophyta; Pedinophyceae. The record is from the annotation of a GenBank genome assembly.
AUGCGGCCGCACGGGCACCUCAAGCGCAUCGGUCUGAGCGAGUCCGAGUCGGAGGAUGUCGGGAGGAAGUUCACCGGCGCGACGCAAGAAAACGCGCGCCUGGACAACGAGGACGUUGCGUCGGUUCGCUCCGCGACGCUCGAGGCCGCCUUCGACGACGCUGUGGCCGCGGACCCGCACUUCCCGCUGCCCGUGGGCCUCGACCCCACGUCGAUCUUCCCCCCCGGCGGCGUCAACGACUGCAUCAGCAUCAUGCUCCCUGCCUACCGCGAAACAGAAGAAGAACUUCGAUUGAGUUUGCUGUCGUACACCGUGGACAACAUCCCCGACACGGACAUGCGGAACGUCCUCGAGCUGUACGUCGUCCUCGACGGCCACUCCCCGGACCAGCCCGAAGACGACAACCCGACGCUGUCCGCAGUCAAACACCUGCUGUUCGCCGGGGCGACGUCGGAGGUGCAGCGAGUGGACCACCCGUACUUCCGGCUCUACCGCGGGCGCUACCACGGGGUGCCCUUUGGGCUGUACAUCAAGUCGCCGCGCCUCCGGAGGGGCAAGCGUUUCUCCCAGAUCCUGCUCGUCGAGCUGCUGCGAGUACGCGCCGACCUCCUGGGGAUCUCCCCGUUCGCGCUGCUGUCGUGCGACGCCGACACCUACGUCACCGGCUGGAGCCUGCACGUCCUGCGAGAGGCCCUGGUCGCGAACCCGAGCCACGCCGCGGUCUCAGGGCAGAUCUUGCCUGACAACAUUCGGUGGAAAUGGGGCCUGUUCUGGCCCAAGCAGCAGACCGUCUUCUCGCAGUACAUGGAGUACUCGUUCUCCUCGAUCAUCGACAAGGCGUUCCAGGCCGCGUUCGGCUCCGUCCUCGUGCUCCCGGGGGCGUUCUCGUUGCUGCGCUUCUCCGCCCUGAACGACGUCUGGGCGGCGUACUCGACGCGCACGCGACAGGGGCAGCUCCUGAGCAUCAACUGCCUCGACCUCGGCGAGGACAGGUACCUCACGACGCUGCUGCUCAUGGCCGGGCACAGCACGGGGUACGUCGAGAGCGCCAUGGCCUUCACCAACGUGCCCGACGACUGGACGGCGCUCGCGGUGCAGCGGCGGCGGUGGUACAACAGCACGGUGGCCAACUACCUCCUCAUGAUCGUCAACUGGCGGUGUCUGGCCCGUUUCAAGCGCGGGCAGUUCGUCGUGUACUUCUUCCUGUGUUUCGACUUCCUGGCGGGCCUGCUCCAGCCAGCGAUCAUCCUCGCGAUGAUCUCGACCGUGGAGAUCCCGGCCGCGUUCCUUCCCGGCGCCCUCGACGGCAACGCGUACUUUCGAGGCUUCCGCACGUUCGAUCGACUGGCGUGGUUUGGAGAGGUGCGCGCGGGCUGCCUGGGGUGGCUUCUGGGCUCGGCGUGGAUGCUGUGGGGUGCGCUGAGCGCGCGGCGGCCGGAUUUUCAUCGCUCCAGCGGGAUGUGGGUGUGGCUGCUGCCGAUCUUCGCCGCCUACAUGUGGGCGCUUGCCAGCAACAUCUGGUGGACGCUGGAGUUCGCCUCCCGGGCCGCGCAGGCGCUGAUGUUGGUGGUUCCGUGCGCGCUGCUCGGCGUGAUGGUGCUGCGCAGCCGGCUGGCGCAGUGGAGCAAGCUCGUCGCGUCUACGGCCCUGGUGUAUGUCCUCCACAUGCCCUUCUACGCCGUCUUCGUGCCGCUGUACGGGAUCGCCAACUUCAACAACGGCACCUGGGGCACGCGGGAGGCGGAGAGCGGCGACGUUCGGCGCAGUGUCGCCGAGCAGGAAGCGGCAGCGGUCGAGGCGGAGCGCGAGCUGCUCGAGCACGUCAUCGACACGGAGCUGCGCGCGGAGGAGCUCAUCGACCACGCCGCGGAGACGCGCGUCGUCGCGGACCGCUCCCCGGGGGGUCAUUUCUACGGGUCAGACGCCAUCGGCAGCCCCGGGCCCGCGUACGCCAUGAGCCCGUCCUGGGCCGCACCAACCCCAUUGACAGCUCAGCCAGUCCUCGCCCGCGCCACGGACGCGUUCACGCGGCUGAGGCAGUCCCAGUCGGGGACGCCGGGGCGCAUGUUGCAUGUCAAGCCCUUCACCCCUUCAAACGUCGACAUCGAGCUUGCGUAUCAGGUCGCGUCCCUGGCCGCGCUCGGGGGGCUGAUUCCCGACGGCGGCGACGAGAACGAGCAGCGGCCGCUGCUGGCCGGGCGCGGGCACGGCGACUUCGCCGGCUUCGUGCGGUGCCUCGCGGACCUUCCGCCGCACGUCGCGCUGGCGGAGGUCGCGGCCGAGCCGGGGAUCCUCGUCGACGGCUCGCACGCCGCUGCGUUCCGGCAGUUCGUCGCGGGCUGGCGGAAGCCCAUCCCCCCGGCCGCGCCGUUCUGGCCGAUUGACCUGCUCGCGCGGCAUGUGCGCACGUGGACGCUCACUGAGAGGCGGGACGCCCUGUUGGCCGCGUGGCUGGUGUUCGUCGUGUUCUCGGGGCUCGGAUUCGUGGUGUGGAAGAUCCAGGCGGUCGAAGCAGCGGAGCGGACCCGAGACAUCGAGAGGCUCCAGGGCCGGCCGAUCGGCGAGGAGGCCUCCGCAGGGGACCUCCUGGGCCCUCUCGUUCUCAUGUCGGUGUAUGGCCCCCUGCCUGCCCUCAUCAAGAUCGUGGUCUCGUUCGCCUGGGCCGCCUGGAACGGACAGUUCUGGUGUUGCUGGAUUUCGAGGGCCGCGGCGAUGGACCGCAUGAGCAUGCAGGCGAAGGAGAGGGCGGCGAACGCGCGCGCCCACGACACCUACAUGGCAACGCGUGCCGGGCAGCCGAGGGACGGGUCGAAGCGUCCGCAGACAGCUGCGGGCGACCUCAGGCGCAGGGCGGCGCUCGACGCGCCCUCUCAGGUGUAA